AUGAAUUCGCGUGUUGAUCAUUAUUAAAAGACUUUCUAAAUCAAUAAAAAGAACUUAGAGUAGUUUGUAGAAUAAUGUAAUUGUAUGAAUUAUAUAGUUUAGAAAUGUUGUAUGAUAAUUUUAAAUAAUUUACAAGUGAUGAAGGAGAAGAUGAAGAUUAAAGUGAGUAAAUGUUGUGUUAAUAUUUUCUAGUAUUUUAGGGUGACAAAAUCAUAUUAUAUUAUAAAGGACAAUAAUACUUAUUCCCAUUGAGUAUUAUGGCAUUGUCUUCUUUAGAAAAUGUAAAUGAGAUAUAAUAUAAUAGGUCUUUUCUCUAGAGAAUUUUACACAACAAGAGAUUGAUUCCUUAUGUUGUUUAUUACCUGAAGCUGAUUUACAAUUAUUCUAAGAUGUGAUAGAAGGCAAUAAAAAUUUUCAUUUCGGAAGCCCAUUAAAUAUUUUCCUAAUGAAAAUGAAAAGUGGAUAUUUUACCAGAAAUAAAGAAAUUUGUGAUAAAUUAGAACAGAAAAUCUCAAAAAAUCAUUUGAAUGAAUACUAUUCAAAUCUAUAUGACAGUUUUCAUAAAGAUCAGAACAGAAUUUAGAAUGCACUCUAAAGGAAAAAAAGAAUAAUAUUUUAAAGAUCUCCAGCAUCAAUUUCUGAAGAUGAUGAAAUAAGUAAAUAAAUGAAAUUAGAUGAUAAUGAAGAAUUAGAAGAGGAAGGGUUUUCAACAUAAACAUCUCAAUCAUAAUCAUCAGCCAAUGUUUAAUAAUAUUCCUUAUAACCUCAACCUCAAAUCCAAUAGUAAUUUAUACCAUCAGCCUAAUCCUUAUUUAUUAUUACUCCUAUAACACCAUUACCACCAUUAACAUCAACUUCAGUUGCUACAACAGCAAUGACUUUGGCUUUGAUGCAAGCUAAAAAAUCAAUAAAAUAAUAGAAUAAAAAUCAAACAUAAAAUGUUUAAGAGUCUAAUAUUCCUAAUGGAUAAACUAAUAGAGAAUGGUUAGAGUUCUAUUGGAAAUAAGAAAGAGAAAGAUAUUAAAAUCCCCUUCAACCUUAUACAUUUACUUGCAUAGAUGGUUCUAAAGUAACAGUUGCACCUGUGGCUAAGAAAUUAAUAUCAGGAUCAAGUUAAAAACCAAGAUAACAUGAAUUACUUAAGAAUGAAAGACCUACCUAUGUUACUAUAUUAUCUCUUGUAAGAGAUGCUUCAGCAAGAUUGCCAAAAGGAUUUGGAACAAGAGCAGAUAUUGUCAAUUUAGUAAGAGACUCUCAAUACAUAAAUGAGAAUUUACCAGAAGAAAAAAUGAGUUCUAUAAUUUCAGGAGCUUUAGAUAGAUUACAUUAAUCUACUGAUCCAUGUGUUAAAUAUGAUUAAGAAAAAAAAAUAUGGAUGUAAUAUAUUAUUAUAAGAAUUUUUAGUUAUUUACAUCAUGAUAGAGAUUCUUCUUAUCCUGAAUGGCAGGUGGCUACUCCUGCAAAAAAUAAUAGUAAUAAGAAAAAGGGUUAAUUCAAAGAUGAUUAAGAAAAUUGA
Messenger RNA from Paramecium pentaurelia, 1516 nucleotides. The record is from the annotation of a GenBank genome assembly. NCBI's taxonomy places the organism in Eukaryota, Ciliophora, Oligohymenophorea, Peniculida, Parameciidae.